Knipowitschia caucasica is the source of this 1401-nucleotide messenger RNA. The record is from the annotation of a GenBank genome assembly. NCBI's taxonomy places the organism in Eukaryota, Metazoa, Chordata, Actinopteri, Gobiiformes, Gobiidae.
AUGGCCACGGGGACAGAGCGAGUGUCCAAGGGGACAGAGCAAGUGUCCAAGGGGACAGAGCAAGUGUCCAAGGGGACAGAGCAAGUGUCCAAGGGGACACAGCAAGUGUCCAAGGGGACAGAGCAAGUGUCCAAGGGAACAGAGCAAGUGUCCAAGGGGACACAGCAAGUGUCCAAGGGGACAGAGCAAGUGUCCAAGGGGACAGAGCAAGUGUCCAAGGGGACAGAGCAAGUGUCCAAGGGGACAGAGCAAGUGUCCAAGGGGACAGAGCAAGUGUCCAAGGGGACAGAGCAAGUGUCCAAGGAGACAGAGCAAGUGUCCAAGGGGACAGAGCAAGUGUCCAAGGGGACACAGCAAGUGUCCAAGGGGACACAGCAAGUGUCCAAGGGGACAGAGCAAGUGUCCAAAGGGACAGAGCAAGUGUCCAAGGGGACAGAGCAAGUGUCCAAGGGGACACAGCAAGUGUCCAAGGGGACAGAGCAAGUGUCCAAGGGGACAGAGCAAGUGUCCAAGGGGACAGAGCAAGUGUCCAAGGGGACACAGCAAGUGUCCAAGGGAACAGAGCAAGUGUCCAAGGGGACACAGCAAGUGUCCAAGGGGACACAGCAAGUGUCCAAGGGGACACAGCAAGUGUCCAAGGACAGAGCAAAGCAAGUGUCCAAAGGGACAGAGCAAGUGUCCAAGGGGACACAGCAAGUGUCCAAGGGGACACAGCAAGUGUCCAAGGGGACAGAGCAAGUGUCCAAGGGGACAGAGCAAGUGUCCAAGGGGACAGAGCAAGUGUCCAAGGGGACAGAGCAAGUGUCCAAGGGGACACAGCAAGUGUCCAAGGGGACAGAGCAAGUGUCCAAAGGGACAGAGCAAGUGUCCAAGGGGACACAGCAAGUGUCCAAGGGGACACAGCAAGUGUCCAAGGGGACAGAGCAAGUGUCCAAGGGGACAGAGCAAGUGUCCAAGGGGACACAGCAAGUGUCCAAGGGGACAGAGCAAGUGUCCAAGGGGACACAGCAAGUGUCCAAGGGGACAGAGCAAGUGUCCAAGGGGACAGAGCAAGUGUCCAAGGGGACAGAACAAGUGUCCAAGGGGACACAGCACGUGUCCAAGGGGACAGAGCAAGUGUCCAAGGGGACAGAGCAAGUGUCCAAGGGGACAGAGCAAGUGUCCAAGGGGACAGAGCAAGUGUCCAAGGGGACAGAGCAAGUGUCCAAGGGGACAGAGCAAGUGUCCAAGGGGACAGAGCAAGUGUCCAAGGGGACAGAGCAAGUGUCCAAGGGGACAGAGCAAGUGUCCAAGGGGACAGAGCAAGUGUCCAAGGGGACAGAGCAAGUGUCCAAGGGGACACAGCAAGUGUCCAAGGGGACAGAGCAAGAGAAAAAAGAGCGAGGUGUAUGUAAAGAUUAA